Molecule: messenger RNA, 643 nt
Organism: Cyprinodon variegatus (sheepshead minnow)
Lineage: Eukaryota; Metazoa; Chordata; Actinopteri; Cyprinodontiformes; Cyprinodontidae
Product: THAP domain-containing protein 10-like
Exons: 3
Coding region: 160-621 (153 amino acids)
Molecular function (GO): sequence-specific DNA binding
Source: RefSeq, a predicted model, not a curated record
AUAGGAUGCCCAUCUGCUCAUAUGUAAACAUUUUACAGUUUUAAAUGUUUUCAACAAACUUCCUAGUCCUUAUUGGAUUCAUAACCUAGCUGGAGGUCAAAGGUAAAAAAGAACCCUCUGGAAUCAGGCCUUUGAGAAGCUGAUGGUCCCGUUUCCAAGAUGCCCUACCACUGCGUGGCUUAUGGAUGUGGCAAAACUGUAGAAGAUGGGGUGACCUUGUUUAAGUUCCCAAAGGAUCCAGAUGAGUUUCGGAAAUGGGAGAAACAAGUUCAGAGGACCCGCGUGAAGUGGGCGGCCACGCAUUUCUCCCACCUCUGCAGCGAUCACUUCGGCAAAGAGUACUUUGAGGGGAAGCUGCCAUCAGGAGCUCUGAAGCUGAGGCCCGGAGCAGCUCCCACGGUGUUUGUCCGUCCACACUGCUCCCUCUGCAGCGGAGUGGGCUGCAGAAAGUGCCUGCCUUCCAUCCAGCACUGCACCAACUCCACAGAGCGCAGGGAUACUGAAGAAAGCAAGGAAAAGGAGGCUGAAGAUGAAAACAUUGGUAAAGAGGAAAGUUUGCCAAAAGGAAGGAGGAUCUCCAGGGGAAAGCAGAGAGGCGAUGAACCACGUAAGGAAGGAUAAUGAACAACAAGGCAUCUUACAG